CGAUUAACCUAAUCCCAAAAGUUGGUGAAAGAGGCCUUAAAAUUGGAAUUGGGGAAUAUUUGGAAUUUACAUCGCAAGAUUAAUUCACGUUGAGUAACAGGAUGACUGACGAAUACCCAGAUUUGGAUAUGAACGAAGAAUUCGACCUUAUUCAUAAGGCAGACUAUGAAGCUUUGAGAGAACUAGAAGGUGAACUAUUUGAGAAAAGACAAUUGCCGCAAUCUGAUCCCAGUCCUAGUAAUAGUGGAACAUCUUGGAUAGUUAAUAAUAAUAAACAUCAAGCAAAUGUUGAAAUUUCUGCACCUGAUAAUGUUGAUAAAGUCAACAACAUGACUAACAAUAAUAAAAACCAUUUAUUGUCGCAAUCUGAUCCUGGUCCUAGUACUAGUGGAAUAUCUUGGACAGCUAAUGACAAUAAACAUCAAUCAAAUGUUGAAAUUCCUGUACCUGUUAAUGCUGAUAAAAUCAAUAACAUAACUAGUAAUAAUAAAACACAUAGUUAUGAAAAAUAUUGUGAUAGUAUACCUAGUAGUAGUAAAAAACGUAAUUGCGAAGAAUUUCUUAGUGACAGCUCUAAUUUGUUAGACAUGGAUAUCCCAGUUGACACUUAUGAUGCCAAUAUUAUAGAAGAGCCAAAAGAAAAGAAACUUCGAUGGGAUCAACCUAAAAAAGUCAUUAAGAAAAUCUUGGAUGUUAGACAGUUGCUGCAUGAAAAUGAAAAUACACCAAUGAAGAUAAGUUACAAUAACAAGAAAAACUCUAUUUCUUUACGAGUUCCAUCAUGGAAUUUUGUGGCUGUCACAAGAUCGUAUGAUUCUCAGCGUUUAUAUAUUAGAGUCAGAAACCAACAGAAUAAUAUCAAGCAGUCUACAAGUCCAAUUGCUAAUUUGUCUUCAGUGCCUUAUAAACAAUUGAAAAUUCAGGCUAAAGAAAUCAUGGCAAGAAAACAGGAUUUAUCUAGGCAACCGUUAUCUUUAUGUGAUACAACAAAUAUAAUUAACGAUGAAUUGUGGGUCGAUAAAUAUCGACCUCGAUCAUAUAUAGAGUUAUUAUCAGAUGAAACCGUUAACAGACAAUUAUUACAUUGGUUGAAACUUUGGGAUAAAGUAGUAUUUAAAAAAAAUGUUAUAAAACCAAAAAAAAAGUUGCCUAAUUUUGGAAAAAAGAAUAACAUUGAUGACAAAAAAGACAUUGAGGAAGUGGAUAGUAAAGGAUAUCCAAUAAAGAGGAUAGCCUUACUUAGUGGUCCACCUGGAUUGGGAAAAACGACUUUAGCACAUAUAGCAGCCAGACAUGCUGGUUAUAAUGUCGUAGAAGUCAAUGCAAGUGAUGAAAGAACUCCUGAUACAUUUAGACAGAUUCUCCUUGCAUCAACAGAAAUGAAAGCUGUGAUGGGGGCUGAUCCCCGACCGAAUUGUUUAAUUUUUGAUGAGAUUGAUGGUGCACCGGCUGCAUCUAUCGAACUUUUAUUAAAAUUUACUCAAGGCAAAUUAAUAACGAAAAAGAAAAAGAAAAAAGAACAAUCAGAAAAUAUGUCUGAUGGCUGUACACGUCCUGUAAUAUGUAUUUGUAAUGAACCAUAUGCUCCAUCGUUAAGAGCGUUAAGAGCCGUCUCUGUAAUAAUUCCAAUACAGGAAGUAAGUCCUUUAAGAUUAGCAGAACGUCUAAUGGAUUUAGCGAGAAAGGAAAAAUUAAAUGUAGACUUUAAUGAUCUUGUAAAAAUAGCGGAAAGAUCCGGUUGUGAUGUUCGAGCUUGCAUAGGAGCAUUACAAUAUAUGGGUAGCUCUAAUUUGAAAGAUAAUUUAUCUCUAGGUCUAAAAGAUACUCGUAAGAAUUUAUUUGAUUCAUGGAGAAGUAUAUUAACGAUUCCUAUGAACAAAGAGGGAGUGCUUAAUAUUUCUGAAAGAAUUCAGAAUAUUUUGAAGACUGUGCAAAAUGGUGAAACGGAUAAGUUGACACAAGGAAUAUUUCAUAAUUAUCCUGAAAUCUGUGACCGGAAACUUAAUAACGUACCUAUGUCUCUGGAAUGGUUUCAAUUUUAUGAUUUAGUAAUAUCGCUUAUUGCACACAAGCAGAUUUGGUCACUUAUGCCCUACACAAAUUAUGGAUUUAUUGCAUGGCACUUGUAUCUUGCACGAACACAGAAAAUGAAAAUAUCAUAUCCCACUGUUACCAACGAAGUAACUCAAAAAUCGGCAAAGAACACAGGUAUUUUAACAGCAGUACGAAGAGUAUGCGGACGUGAUGUUUUCACUCUAACUACAGAUAUUGCUGGUUUUUUGCCGGACAUUCUAACGCCCAAAUUGCGCACAGUUCCUUCCCAUUUAUAUUCGUCAAAAGAGAAGUCUGAUCUUGCCAGAAUAAUAAAUGUGAUGCUUGAAUUUGGUUUAUCGUUCGUGCAGGAGAAAAAUUUUCAAAGAGGAUACAUCUACAAUUUAGACCCUAAUAUUUUGGAAAUCGGCGUUUUUCUUAAUUGCAAUGCGCAUCGAAGUCUCGCAUACGCAGUACAACAGAUAAUCACACAAGAGUUGGAGGUCGAACGUUUAAAGCGUGCGAGUAUCUUAACAGGACUCGGAGUUAACUCGGAAAACAUGGCAAAAUCAGGAAAUCCGGAAACUGUAGAAAAUGUUCAGAAUAUAUCUUCCAAUGUUGAGAAUAACACGAAACAAUCCAGAAAAAAUGCGACAUCUUUAAAAGAAAUAGUAUACAAAGACUUUUUCGGAAAUAUCAUUACGAAUGAAAAUAAAAAUGGUCAAAAACAGAAUAAAAUAAUGAAUCGUAUAUCCCCGAAAUCACAAGAAAAAUAUUCUCUGAUGAAAAAUAUUUUAACAAAACAUGGAAUAUGGUACAAAUAUAAAGAAGGUUGCAACAACGCCGUUCGCCGAAAUGUAUCCAUGGAGAAAUUUUUAUAAAUAGAUUGACUUAAGUACAAACUGCGAGUACAUCUUUAUUCUUGUGCUUUCAAGAAUGUAUAGUAUUCUUUUUUCUUUUUUUCAUGAAUACAUGAUAUAUUUGAAGAGUUUUUCACAAAAACUAAACAAGUCCAGAAAAUUAAAUUUUGAAGAAACAAACAACUUCUC
Molecule: messenger RNA, 3080 nt
Organism: Mycetomoellerius zeteki
Lineage: Eukaryota; Metazoa; Arthropoda; Insecta; Hymenoptera; Formicidae
Gene: cutlet
Product: chromosome transmission fidelity protein 18 homolog
Exons: 11
Coding region: 102-2912 (936 amino acids)
Molecular function (GO): ATP hydrolysis activity; ATP binding
Source: RefSeq, a predicted model, not a curated record